This is a messenger RNA of Rubroshorea leprosula, 2516 nucleotides long. The record is from the annotation of a GenBank genome assembly. Lineage: Eukaryota; Viridiplantae; Streptophyta; Magnoliopsida; Malvales; Dipterocarpaceae.
AUUUUUAAAAGUGUCUUAAACUCAGACGUUGAUGCCGAUGCUAAUGCCAAUGAAUGGUGUCUGAGUGUUAAAAGGACAAUAACAAAGCAUCCUUUUACUUUCAUUUCAUGGCAGCAACCACCACCACUACUACUACCAUUACGACAUCUCAACUCAAGGGCCACACACAGCCCGUCAAACCCAAACGCCGUAAGUGCAAGGAAACCACAAUUUCUUCACCCGCCUCCGCCGCUGAGUUUAGUUCUUCUGGGCAUUCCAGUAGGAAGCUUGACCCGCCUACCGUUGUGUCGCCUGAUAAUUCCUGGUGUUGCUCUGCUUCCAGACCCAUUACGAACCCCACCCCACCACCUCCUUCUCCUCCAGUGCAAUCCCGCCGUGCGCCUGUAAACCCUAACCAGGAGACGGUUCCCACGGAUUCCUCUUUGUCGUUCAGUGUCCGGUUUUCUUCGGGAAAUCAUUCUCCAGUGAUGGAUUUCACCGGAACGACAACAUUGACAAAUGGGCAUUCUCCUUCGAGAUUCACUAAGUUCAACUCUGCACUUACUGCGGGCCUAUUAAACCCGAUGUCGCCACCGCCGCCACCUGAAAAAACGCGAUCGAGUCCGACCCUUUUGGAGAUGAUGGCUAGCGAACCAGAUGUUCAUCCCAGAACCCCAAACCAGGUGCAGCUACCGAUCUCAGCUCCGCGACCACAGCAGCAUCCACCACAACUGAUCGAUAAGCAGGCAUUGACCAUGCAGAGGAUCUCUUAUCUCUUGUCCACCCGGAGCCCCGGAAACCAAUUUAAUGACUCGGGUUCAAGUGAUAUCAAGCUGACACUGAGUUCUAAGGACGGGAUUAGCGUGCCCCUCAGCGUGCACCGGCAGAUUCUUGUCGCUCACAGUAGGUUCUUUGCAGUGAGGUUAUCCGAUGGGUCGGCGAAGGAGCAGAGGCCUGGCCCAGGGCCGCCGUACGUGGUGGAGAUAGCUGAUUGUGAUGAUGUAGAAGUAUAUAUAGAGACCUUGAGGCUAAUGUACUCCAAGGAUCUGAGGAAGAAGUUAAUGAGAGAGGAUGUAUCCAGGGUUCUUGGAAUUUUGAAGGUUUCAGCAGCAAUUGGAUUUGAUGCUGGUGUUUUAUCUUGUUUGGAGUACUUAGAAGCUGCUCCUUGGGCUGAGGAUGAAGAGGAGAAAGUGGCUUCAUUGUUGGCAGAGCUCCGCCUUGAAAAUGUUGGAGCAGGAGAAGUUUUGAAGAGGGUUUCUAUUGAAGUUCCUAAUGGAACUGAAGAUGGUAAUGAUAAUGAGGAAGUUCUUCUCAAGCUUUUGCAUGUGGUCCUUGAAGGCAAAGAUGAGAAGGCAAGGCGUGAGAUGAAAGGAUUGGUCUCAAAGAUGCUUCACGAGAGCUCAUCUCAGAAUGAUCUUCGAAAAGAAUCUUUGUAUUCAGCUUGUGAAGGGUGUUUGCAACUACUUCGACACAAUUUUCUCCGAGCAGCAGCUUCUGAUUUGCAGGACGUGGGUCAGAUUGCCACACAAGCAGAUAAUUUGCACUGGAUCUUGGAUAUUUUGAUUGAUCGACAGAUUGCAGAGGAUUUUCUGAAAACAUGGGCAUCUCAAUUAGAAUUAUCUGAUGCACAUUCCAAGGUUCCAGCUGUUCAUAGAUAUGAGGUUAGCAGGGUUACUGCUAGGCUAUUCGUUGGAAUAGGAAAGGGGCAACUAUUGGCAUCAAAAGAUGUGAGGUUCUUGCUUUUACAGACAUGGUUGGUCCCUUUUUAUGAUGAUUUUAGGUGGAUGAGGAGGGCAUCUAAGGGUCUUGAUCGACAUUUAAUUGAGGAUGGUCUUAGUAACACAAUUCUCACUUUGCCUUUGGCUUGGCAACAGGAAAUUUUGCUUGCUUGGUUUGAUCGUUUCUUGAAAUCUGGUGAAGAUUGUCCCAAUAUACGAAGAGGAUUUGAAGUUUGGUGGAGGAGAGCAUUCUGGCGACGCAGUGGUGAACAUGAUGGGCCAAGGCAAUUGCGAAUUACAACUGCAAUCACUGAGAACUCAUAACGUUACCGAUUCCACUCUGCAGAAGAUAGUUUUAAUUGGUUUGUUGCCUGUUGUCUUUCUGCCCAAACUUUGGUCCUAAUUAUGCUUUGAUGGAUUGAUUUUCAAUCCUCUUCCACUCUAAACCGUACAGGCAUUUGUUUUAGUUCAAAAUUCAAGUAGGUGGAUGGCAAGUUGGCUUGAUUCAUUGUAACCAGGUUUAGUAUGGAAGAAGAUAACCUUAUUAGGACACCUAAAUCGAGUUUAAAAAUGUCCAAGAUCAACUAGAGUUUGAUGGCUUUCAAAUUCGACGCCUAAAUGAAUAAGCUGAUUAUAGAGCAGAGCAGAACUUCCCUAGGGCCGGUUGCUGAUUCUAGGGUUAUGUAGUAUGUACCUCACAGGUUAACUUGUGCAAACAACAUAUGUAUAACUUGUCCGGUGUACUAUGAACCAGAUUCUUACUUGAUACUUGGGAAUGGGUUAUUCUGUGAAUUCUUUAAAUGAAAAUAUAUGUUCUUA